AUGUCGUUGAGAAAAAGCUUGUACAAACAAAGCUCGCGGGCGUUUGGUUCAAUAGGAAAUUCGAGUGAUGUGGCGAUUGACGAGAAAUAUUGGGUUAAAGAAUGGUAUUCUCCGCAUAAAUCCAAGGACCCAUUGGUUCGUCAACAGGCCCCGACAGUGGGCUCAGUACAAAGUCCGUCGGGUGUUACAACUCCCUCUGAGCUCACACCUCAACCACAACAGUUUCAAUCAAAUCAGCCCCAAUCUCAAACUCCUCAGCCUGCAAAAAGUCUGCGAUUUAAACUGAGGGUGUGGACCGUGACCGAUACCAAUAAUUUUAAAGAUUGCUUAGAUGAGGACACUGACACGGCCUUGGAUCUAAAUUCUCAUCCUUAUCUUGCUGGCAAUUUUGGAUCGAGGGAGGCUCAGGCGACAGGGGCAACUGGCCUAACAGAUGCAGAUAUUAAAUCUGCCGUCAGUGGAACUGGAGACGGUAGACUGUUCUCUAGCAGUGCUGCACCUUCAAUAGAAGAUCAAAAAGAUGCGCAAAAGGACGCUGGAUCUGUGGAGAAUCUGGGUGAAACGACAUGA
Molecule: messenger RNA, 570 nt
Organism: Ogataea philodendri
Lineage: Eukaryota; Fungi; Ascomycota; Pichiomycetes; Pichiales; Pichiaceae
Exons: 1
Coding region: 1-570 (189 amino acids)
Source: RefSeq, a predicted model, not a curated record